ACAAAAAAAGGAACUCCAGCUUUGCUUAAAGAAAAGUUUAUUGAGCUUAGGCUGAGGGUUAAACUUGGGUUUAGUCACAACAUUCACAUUGUCAGUUUUCGUGUGUGUGUUUUCUCUUGUGAAAAAGAGGUUAACCCCGGUUGUGUGUUUUUCCUACCCUGAAACAGUGCUAAUGUAAACAGGGGGUCAGUGGCAUGUAGGCUAAUGUGGGCAGUGGCUCUUGUUUGAGACUUUUGUUUCGGAGCACAGCGCUUCCUCUGUCCAUGUAUUUUGUGUCUCAGCGCUUGAUUUUUUUUCCACAAAAGCAACGAAAACUUUCGGAGGAACAACACAGGUUCUCCCCAACCGUGAGCUCGGAGUUUCCAGAGCAGAACUCAGUGUGGAAGAGCUCUGAGAGGAGACUAUGUGGAGACGGAAAGUGGAGUGGAGCGGCGGUGUGUUCAGCCUCCUGCUGCUGCUGCUGCUAGCGGCUCUCUGCUCCUCACACCGCUUCCUCCAACGGAACGUUGCGUCUCAGUUUCUCACGCGGCACCGGCGAGCAAAUUCGAUGUUUGAAGAGAGCAAGAAGGGCAAUUUGGAGCGCGAGUGCAUCGAAGAGCUGUGCAGUAAGGAGGAGGCACGGGAAAUCUUCGAGAACGUCCCUGAGACGGAAUACUUCUUCCCCAAGUAUACAAAGUGUCUGGUGCUCUAUCGUGUUUCCAAUCCGAACAUGGAUCCUGGACUUUUUCUGGACCUCCGCACCUGCAUUGAAGGGAUCAAUGACCAGUGUUCGCCACUGCUGUGCUCUAAGGAGGGAUACGAGCGCUGUGUUGAUGGUAAGGGUACCUACACUUGUGUGUGCAAACCUGGCUGGAAAGGGCUUCACUGUGAGGAGGACAUUGAUGAGUGUAAGGACCCAGAGUUCCUUGCUGGUUGUAAGCAGGGCUGCCAGAACACACCUGGGAGCUUCAACUGCUUUUGUUAUAGUGGCUACUACCAGCAUGAUGUGAUCCACUGUAUAGAUAUUAAUGAGUGUAGGCUUCACCCUAACCAGUGUCAAGAACCUUCCAGAUGUGUCAACAGUCCAGGCUCUUACAAAUGCGAGUGCCCUACAGGAUACGUGUAUAACUUGACAAGCCAUGAGUGCGAGGACAUAGACGAGUGUGAGCAGGAUUUGUGUAAGGGUGAGUGUGUAAACACAGUAGGCAACUACUCUUGUUACUGUGAUGGACGCGAGAGGCUGAAGCUGGCAGAGGACGGGCACUCGUGUGAUAAAAUCUAUGAAUGUGUCCCGCUCUACAACCACAAGUACGGGGAGAUCCUCUACCUGGGAGAGCAGUUCACAGGCCUGGCCAUGAUCUACCUGCACUUUCGCUUACAAGAGAAUAGAAAGUUCGCAGCCGAGUUCGACUUCCGUACUUUCGAUCCGGAGGGAGUGAUGUUGUACGCCGAAUCGUUGGAGGACUCAUGGUUCUUGUUGGGAUUGAGAAACGGCCGCAUUGAAGUUCAGUUCAAGAACCGGAAAUCUGUUAAGGUCACCAGUGGAGGCAAAGCCAUCAAUGAUGGCCAGUGGCAUGUGAUAUCAGUGGAGGAGCUGGACAACAGCAUCAGUGUGAAGAUCAGUAAGGAGGCCGUAAUGAGUAUUAAUAACCCUGGCAACCUGUUCAUUCCUGUCAAUGGCAAACUGGAGGCCAAGAUUUACAUCGCCGGCUUGCCGAAUCGCAUCCGCAGCGAUAUUAAACAAAUCAACCCCAGAUUAGAUGGCUGCAUCCGGGGCUGGAACCUGAUGGACCAGGGGACUUCUAAAGUCAAGGAGUACAUUCAGGGGAAAGAGAGCAAGCAUUGCUUUGUGUAUGUGGAGAAGGGAUCCUACUUCAGUGGUGAUGGAAUGGCCCAGUUUAACAUUGACUACAAUGUUGACGGUCAGUGGAGAGUCGAUGUGGUGAUGAGCAUUCGCCCGUCCAGUACCACCGGCGUUCUCUUUGCCCUCGUGAACAAUGACACCGUCCCCCUCAUGGUCUCGGUUUUACCUCAGGAACCUUACGAUGCGUACCUGCAGGUGUUUUUGGGCAACAUUCCUGUUGCAAGGCUCGAGUCGUUGAUGCUGUGCUACCCAGAACGCUUAGAAGUGAAGCUGCACGUGUCGGCUCAUGAGCUACAGAUCUCCGCCAACUCAUCAGUGGUGUCCUACACCGACAAAGAAAUCCUCAAACAGGCUCUAGCCAAACUCAAUGGCACCAUGCAGCAGCCAGUCCUUACUUAUAUUGGAGGACUGCCAGAUCUUCCCCUGUCCUCCAUGCCAGUCUCAGCCUACUACCAUGGCUGCAUGGAGAUCCACGUGAAUAAGCAGUUGCUCGACUUCGAUGACGCCGUCAGCAAACACAACAGCAUCAAUUCUCACUCGUGUCCCCCGGUUUCCCCCCCAGAGAGUACCUCCCACCACUAAUCAAGAACCCAAGCCUAGGAUGCUCUAUAUCUUGUGGUAAAUAGAGUAAUAGAGUAUGCCGAGAGAGAGAAGGUGAGACACAGAAUAGUGUGGGGUUCGUUACGGAUUCUCCUACACCUCCACUAAACCACACGAACCUCCUGUUACAAAAACUAUUGUACUGAACCUACAGAGGGCAUUCCUAUUUGUAUAUUUCCUUGAUUGUAAACGCAUAGCUUCUGAAGGAUAGUUUCACUUGGUUAUAAAAAUAAAGUACGGAAAUUUACACCCUCGUUAGCAUUUAUAGGCGUUUCGAUGUGACACGUGAAGAUGUGCUUGUCAUGGGUCUUCUAUAUUAGAAAUCAUGGACAUUUUUAAUUUUAUGUUUAGAUGCGUUUUUUUGUUGUUGUUUUUUUAGUUAGAGAUGCUGUUCAAUGUAAGAAAAAUGAUUUAGUAAUUUUAAUAAACUUAUCCUAAAAAAUA
This is a messenger RNA of Silurus meridionalis, 2887 nucleotides long. RefSeq names its product protein S (gene pros1). The record is from RefSeq and is a predicted model, not a curated record. The transcript has 14 exons. Gene Ontology annotation, molecular function: calcium ion binding. Bases 404 to 2425 code for a protein of 673 amino acids. Gene Ontology annotation, cellular component: extracellular region. Lineage: Eukaryota; Metazoa; Chordata; Actinopteri; Siluriformes; Siluridae.